This is a messenger RNA of Paralichthys olivaceus (Japanese flounder), 2684 nucleotides long. It is a transcript of the gene dclre1b, whose product is annotated as DNA cross-link repair 1B. Gene Ontology annotation, biological process: double-strand break repair via nonhomologous end joining; interstrand cross-link repair; telomere maintenance. Gene Ontology annotation, molecular function: damaged DNA binding; 5'-3' DNA exonuclease activity. The record is from RefSeq and is a predicted model, not a curated record. NCBI's taxonomy places the organism in Eukaryota, Metazoa, Chordata, Actinopteri, Pleuronectiformes, Paralichthyidae.
UGAGACCGAGGAAGAAGAAGACAACGCUGAACCAAAUUGUAAACACAAAUGGCGGAGCGUGUGCGUGUCAGCUGCUCCGCCCGCCAAAACACAGAAGAGGACGUGUUGAACACAUAACGACUGAGGAGCUGUGUGUGUGUGUGUUGCUGCAGGUUAGAGAGAGGAUAUCUCAAUGCUAGCUAAAGUUAGCUUCCACUCAGACACAGCCCGAGCAGCUCAGUUAGUGAGAGGCUGGAAAACAAAUAGAAAACUUGAAACGUACGUUCAGCCAUCGCUGGGCUUUGGGUUUUCCAGUGCAACCACAGACCAUGGCCGUCAAUGGGAAAGUCAUCCCGCACACGCCGCUGGCCGUCGACUUCUGGCAGGUGCGGAAGUGUCCGGGCGCUCGGCUGUUUUUCUUGACCCACAUGCACAGCGACCACACGGUGGGUUUGACCUCGACCUGGAGCAACAGGCCCAUCUACUGCUCCCCCACCACCGCCACGCUGCUCAGACUCAAGCUGCAGGUAAAGGAACAGUGGAUCCAUCCAUUAGAGCUGGGUGACCCAUACAUGCUGCCGCUGGAUGACAUUGGCAAGGAGAGGCUGACAGUCACCCUGAUAGAUGCCAACCAUUGUCCAGGGGCUGUGAUGUUUCUCUUCGAAGGCUAUUUUGGUUCUAUACUGUACACUGGUGACUUCAGAUAUACUCCCUCAAUGCUACGUGAGCCAUGUCUAAGGACAAACACCACGAUUGAUGUCCUGUACCUGGACAACACCAACUGUGACCCCAACCGCACCCUCCCCUCCAGAAAGCAAGCCACUCAACAAAUCAAAGAGAUCAUCCGCAGCCACCCUAAUCACAGUGUUGUCAUAGGUUUGUAUGCACUGGGGAAGGAGUCCCUGCUGCUGGACCUGGCAAUGGAGUUUAAAACCUGGAUUGAGGUGAGUUAUGAGAGGAUGGAGACCCUCAAAGCUCUGGAGCUGCCUGACGUUUUCACCACUGACCCCGGAGCCGGUCGUAUCCGAGCCGUAUAUCAGUCAGAGAUCUGUUUUGCCACUUUGCACCAGUGGAACAAAGAACAACCCACGUUGGCCAUCUUGCCCACCAGCAGGCCCCUGGUCUCCUUCCAACCCAAUGUCCAUGUGGUGCCUUACUCCGACCACUCUUCUUAUCAAGAGCUGGAGGAUUUUGUCUCUGCGCUUAAACCUACCUCCCUUGUACCCAUUGUAGGAACGCGCGCACCUGGAAGUCUCUCUGCCUUACUGCCCAGCAAAAAGCGUCCUGAAAUCCUUGUGCCAGAGUCAGUCCAACAGUACAUGCUGAGACAGCCUGAGAUCCAGGUCAGCUCAUCAGUAUUUACUCGCCCUCACAGCAGACACCUCAGACCGGUUGCUCCCAAGGGUGUGAUAUUUGAGUCUCCUCUGAAGGGGUCCAUGAUGUCAUGUGAAGAUAUCUGUGGACCAGAGUCUCUGCAGCAGGAUGCUUCUGAGGAUGAGAUGGACACAGAAAGUAAUGAAAGGGAAUCUGACUGUAUUGUUAUUGACACUAGCAAGAAACUCACCCCGAACAAAAACAGAGGAGAAGCUGGAGACACGUGGAGCCUCAACAUCGUCCAGACAGUCUCAGAAGAAAUGUUGAUGGCAGACUCACUACCACUCAGUCAACUUACCCAGAGUAACUUUGCUCCAGUGGAGAUUCUGACAAACACUUCGGCCUGCUUGAAGCCUGUCAGGCCCACGAGAAGGCCUUUCGAAACUAAUGCCAAAAUAAACAACACAGCAUCAAGUGGAAAUUACAACAGUCAACAAAGGGGACACAGAAAUGUUGAGAACAACCACAAACCGUCAGACGAGGGCGGUAUGAGUCAGCACAGUGGAUGUGGGAGUGAUCAGGACAGCGUGACAUUAUUUCAGAACAGCUCCAGUAACAUUUCCUGUACUUCCUGUCACUCCUCGGCUGAGCUGAAGGAGCAUUACUUAGAGGAGUUUGAAAACAGAAUUUUAAAGAGUCUCCCCUUUAUGGAAGAUGAUUUUAAGACAUGGGGCCUCCUGCAGCACAGCGUUGUGCAAGGUUUCCCCUCCCCACUAUGUGAUGCAUAAUGACAUCUCAGUAAAUAACGUAACCUGAGGUUUUAGCCUUGUUUUCUCUGUGUUAACAUAAAUUCUUUAAAGCUGACUAUAUUCUAUCCUACUUCAUAUCAUUUUCCUUGUGGUGCCUCCUUAUUUGUGGGUGGUCUGGAGUUAAGGUUGGUGUCUGUGAUAGAUAUUUUUAAAUGUUGACUAACCUCUUUUUAUCAUCCCACUGGCAAAUAAUGCAGAGGGAUCAAGUUAUCAGUAUAUCAUUGCAUAAUUUUGUUUGUGGAGCAGAACUGAGAAAUCAUUUGGAAUUUAGUUAAUGCAAUUUGGUGGUGCCUUUUGAUAUUUGGGGUGUGACAGGGGUUAUGUCAACUCUUGAUGAUACUUUUUUUUUUUUACCCGCCUUGAGAACCAGCUGACUUGAAAUACAGUUACAUGUUCUGGCCUUUAUUGAUUAACAGUUAUGUUAAAGAGCUGUGAGUUAUGAACCAAAAUCUGCAUUUAGCCUAAAAGCUCAAAGUGAUAACAUGUUUUUGCCAUAUUUCCAGAUCAGCCUUUUUUUUACUUACACUUAAAGGUUCAGUGUGUAGAAUUUAGUCACCCUCCCCUUCCAAACAUAAAGGAGAA